GGAAAAAAAAAAAAGAGGAAGACGAGGAGGAGAAGGAGAGAAGGAGAAGAUGAAAGUAGGUGGAGGAGGAGGAGAGAAGAAGAAGAAGACGAGAGGAGGAGGAGGAGAAGGAGAGAAGGAGAAGACCAAAGUAGGUGGAGGAGGAGGAGGACAGAAGAAGAAGAAGACGAGAGGAGGAGGACGACGACGGCGACAAUAAAGAAAACCAAUGAAAUCGGGACGGGGAGGAGGAGGAGGAGGAGGAGGAGGAGGAGGAGGAGGAGAAGAAAGGAGGAGAAGAAGACCAAAGGAGGACGAGGUGGAUGAGGAGGAGGAGGAGGAGGAGGAGGAGGAGAGAAGAAGACGAAAGGAGGAGGAGGAGAAGAAAGGAGGAAGCGGAGAUAAGAAGACGAAAGGAGGAGGAGGAGGAGGAGGACGACGACGAGGAGGAGAAAAAAGGAGGAGGAGGAGGGGAGGAGGAGAAGAAAGGAGGAAGAGGAGAGAAGGAGACGAAAGGAGGAGAAGGGCGAGGACGAGGAGGAGAGAAGAAGACGAAAGGAGGAGAAGGAGAGAAGAAGACGAAAGGAGGAGGAGGAGAGAAGAAGAUGAAAGGAGGAGGAGGAUGAGAGAAGAAGACGAAGCGAGGAGGAGGAGGAGGAGAGAAGAAGCCGAAGGGAGGAGGAGGGGAGGAGGAGGAGGAGGAGGAGGAGGAGAGAAGACAAAAGGAGGAGGAGGAGGAGAAGAGGAGGAAAGGAGGGGGAGGAGGAGGAGGAGGAGGAGAGGAGGAGAGGAGAAGAUGAAUACGAAAGGAGGAGGAGGAGGAGAGGAAGAAGAAGAAGAGGAGGAAGGAAAGAGGUGGAGGAGGCUUCACCACGGUCCAGGGCGUCCCGGCCGGUUGGGUGCCCCGGUUUGGGGCCAGACGAGCCCAGCACAAUUUCGCGCGGGGGGGGGGGKGGAGGGCUUUUUCGGCUAGUGGUCGCCUCCCCAGCCUCCAGGAACACAAGUUUUUUUUUUUGGUUUUUGAUCUACGACCAGUUUUAGGGGGCGGGGAAGGUCUUCUUCGGCGAUUGAUCCCAGUCGCCGAUCUGCAAAGAUCAGUGGCUGAGAUCAGCUGCCAGGAAAUGGGUUCCCCCUCUGGCGGGCUGCGAUGCCGCGUUCGAAUUCGAACGCGGUAUUCCCCUUUGCGAAGCCCAUCGUUGCUGCCAUUGCGAAGCCGCCCGUCGUCACUGCCGCCGCGAAGCCCGCCCGUCGUCGCUGCGGCCGCAAAGCCUGCCCGUCGUCGCUGCUCCCCCUCGAGAAGCCCUGCCCGUCGUUGCUGCCCUUGAACCUGCCAAACAAAGGCCAGGCCACCAG
Molecule: messenger RNA, 1332 nt
Organism: Chara braunii
Lineage: Eukaryota; Viridiplantae; Streptophyta; Charophyceae; Charales; Characeae
Source: the annotation of a GenBank genome assembly